AUGCCAUUUGAAGUCACCACAGAAUUACCGUUUACAUUGACUGUAUUACAUACAGGUUAUGUUGUUAUUCAAUCACCAUUAUUCUGUCAAUUUUGGAUUGUAUACAAUUAUUCAGUCAUUGUUAUUGGUUUAAUGUACAUGGCUUAUGGAUGUAUUCAACGUUAUUUCUUGAUUUUUCACCGAGUAUUUUUUCAGCAACAUCUCAUUUUCUUUCACUAUACUCCAUUAGUUAUCUUUUUGAUUUAUCCACUUUUGUUGUAUUUCGGAUUGGUUGUUAUUUAUCCAUGUGAAGCGACUUUCGAUUAUACACAAUUUGUUUGUGGAGGUGGAUGUUAUGAAUAUCAGUUUACUCUUGGUUUGUUUGAUUGGCUUUCUAAUGUUUUUGGUCCUGUAAGUAUUGGUGUCAUUGCAACAACACUACUUAUUGUUCGUGUUCUUAUUCAAAAACGGCGAGUACAUCAACGAGAAAUCUGGCGACGAAAUCGUAAAAUGGUCGUUCAAUUAGCAUCGAUUUCGAUAAUGUACGUCAUCAUUUGGAUUCCAAAUGUUAUUUGUUUUAUUGUUCCAUUGAUUGUUUCAAGCCCUCUCUCAUCUCAAAUAGAAACUGGUUUUCUUAAUUACUUGCAAUACAUGAUUUGUCUACUCUGCCCAUUUAUGUGCCUCAUUGGAUUACCUGAAAUACGUGAUUCUUUUAAAAAAAAAUUCAUUCGAUUACGUUCUGUCCAACCACAAACUCAAGAUCCUACCAAAAUAGUUGCAGCUCCACAACUUCGUCAAUAG
Messenger RNA from Adineta steineri, 780 nucleotides. The record is from the annotation of a GenBank genome assembly. Lineage: Eukaryota; Metazoa; Rotifera; Eurotatoria; Adinetida; Adinetidae.